Danio rerio (zebrafish) is the source of this 3217-nucleotide messenger RNA. The record is from RefSeq and is a predicted model, not a curated record. Lineage: Eukaryota; Metazoa; Chordata; Actinopteri; Cypriniformes; Danionidae.
GCGACCAUGUGAGAGUUGCAGAGAGCUAGCUGCCGGCUUCCUUGUAAAAUAUAAUGAUGACAAAAAGUUGGAACCUAGAUGCUUUCUUAGGCUAUUAAUUAAAGGUGUUUUCUGUCACUGUUUGUUUAGCCUGCAAUAAUACAUUCAGUGUAAAGCAGCACAAUUAAACAUUAAAAGAUUGUGAUCUCAAUUCGAACCCGCACAACAUGAAUGAUAAGUGAUAAUAAUUUGCAUGUGUUUAAUAAUCAGCCGAAGCUCUGCGUUCAGAUCUGCGCUUGAUCAUGAGAGAUUCAGUUUAUACACUUUUUCUGUUCGUUACAAACAUUUUAAUAACACAAAAGCACAGUUUAUAGUUCUGAUAUAAAGACUGAUGUUUAUGGUAAAGAUUAAAAUCACCGUUUAAUGGAUCUUGGAAGCUGGUGAAUGUUGUAGCUGUUACACCGUUUAAACAAACAACCAUCAAAAUGAUCUCACUGAAAAUGUUUUCAGAAAUGACCCAUCUUUAAUGAAGCAUGACGUUUUGUUUGUGAAUUGUUGAAUCAUUAAGUGGAAAUAAAUAUGUGUUGUACAAGAUGUUAGAUUUCUAUAUUUAGCAUGAUCUGCAACAGAAGCAAAGAUCCUUUUUCAUAUUGAAAUUUUUCCUUUUUUUUUCCAGAUGGUUCUUUCCUGAUUUAUAUUUCUAUUUAAAGUACAGGUUCAGUGUGUUAAAACCAAGGGUUUUUGCAGUAAUAGUUCUGUAUAAAUGGAAACCAAAUUACAUUUGUCUCCUCUUUUCUUUCUGAUUCCUUUUUGGUCCGAUCCGUGACUCGAACUGUAGUGUGAUCCAAACAGUGAGAUUUGUGAUUCAUUACACCACUGUAGUAUAUGUAUUAAUUCCGGUACUUUUACCAGUCUAGAUGAGCAUCAGACCCGAAUAAUUGAAAUCUGCAAAGACGAAAAAGAAGAGUUUAUUGAAGGACAGUGAGAAGAUGAGUGAUCCAGAACCCUUCAGAAUUAAAGAGGAAGAGACUGAAGAACGAACAGAUCUGGUGAUGGAGAAUGAGGAGAGGCAUGUCAAAACAUGUCUGAUCUGCACCGAGUGUGGAAAGAGUCUCUCAACAAAAGAGGUUUUCAAGUUUCACAUGAUGAUUCACACUGGGGAGAAACCGUACACAUGUACCGAGUGUGGGAGGAGUUUCAGGAAGUCAACGCAUCUUAAACAACACAUGAACAUUCAUGCUGGAGAGAAACCAUUUACAUGCACUUAUUGUAAUAAGGGUUUUGUAUCCAAGCAGACUCUUAAUUUUCACGUUAUGAUUCACACUGGAGAGAAACCAUUCAUAUGUUCUCAGUGUGGGAGUAGUUUUAGGAGCUUGACAUACCUUAAUCAACACAUGAGGAUUCACACUGGAGAGAAACCAUACGCGUGUACUCACUGUGGGAAGAGUUUUAGGCAAUCGUCAUCCCUCAAUCAACACAUGCUGACUCACACUGGAGAGAAAACACACAAGUGUGAUCACUGCGGCAAAAUGUUUGUGCGGGCUGCACAGCUGAGGCAUCAUCUCAGAGUUCAUACCAACGAGAAGCCUUACUCGUGUUCUGAGUGUGGAAAGAGUUUUACACAGCUUUCAAGUUUAAGUCUGCAUCAGAAGAUGCACACUGGUACGAGAGACUAUGUGUGCUUCGAGUGCGAGAGGACUUUUAUUACAGCUAUACAUUUGAAAGAGCACCAGAGGAUCCACACUGGAGAGAGACCUUACAAGUGUCCACACUGCGACAAGAGCUUCAGACUUUCAGGAGACCUAAAAGCACAUGAGAGGAUUCACACUGGCGAGAAACCUCACAAGUGUUCACACUGCAACAAAGGAUUCAGAGUUUCGGGAGAUCUGAGAAGACAUGAGAGGAUUCACACUGGAGAGAAGCCGUACAAGUGUUCACACUGCGACAAGAGCUUCUGUCAGUCAGGAGAGCUGAAAUCCCAUGAGAUGAUUCACACUGGAGAGAAACCGUUCAAAUGUGCUCACUGCGGCAAGGGAUUCAUACAUUUAAGACAUAUGAAAACACACGAGAGGAUUCACACUAGAGAGAAUUCUUACAAGGGCUCACACUCCGACGAGACGUUCGGAAAUUCAGGACAUCCAGAAACGCAUGAAAGGAUUCACCCUUGAGGGAAAUCUUGCAUGUUUUCACCCCCUUUAUAUUUAAGAUCUUUAACAUAGUCACUCCUGUGGCCGGUCUCUGGGGUCUUCUGGCGGAGCCCUUUCAGCUAUUCCCACAACACGUCUUAAGGCUGCUUUCACACCUGUGAAUCGAUUCAUUUGUUCCAAAACAGGGAUUAAAAUUGUUAGAUUGUUGCUCUUUCCUCUUAGUGCGGUUCGCUUUCACACUGCAAAGUUUCUGAACGGACCAAAUGAGCUAAAACAAGACGUGUGAGUAAACUCUCUUCACAUUGGUCAGAGUUUCAGGGUUUAUUCAGGGUCCCGCUCAGCUGUCAGGGAGGGGGGUGGUGUUUGACAGGGUGUGUGACGUGUCUGAAGAGCGGGGAGGGAUGCGGUGGGGAUGGGUGAAAAGGGUGUGCAAUGUAUUUGAGGACCGGGAGGGAGAGGCGCAAUUUCUGGGAGAUUAUAACUAGUUUGCGGAAACCAGGGAGUCUGUGCAUUUGCGGGAAACUUCCGUGAGACUUGGGAUGUCUGGAAUGACCUUCGCCCUACUCAUAAUUCUCUCUUCACUUAGCCGUAUGCCUAUUACAUAUCCAUAAUACACUAUAAUAUAACCGGGUUCGGAUCGAAUCGCUUUCUCGCUACAAUCGAUCCGCACCAGAGUUUGUUUCAAUCGAGCCAAGAGCACCUCAUUCAGGCGAUCUCAGAGCGAUUGUUUUGGAGCGCAUCCGAGCUCGAUUGCUGGUUACACAUAUGCCAAACGAAGCGCGCUAACUGGGCAAACGAUCCCAAACAAAAGUGUAGGUGUGAAAGCACCCUAAGACUAAAUGCUGAUUUAUCGAGUGAUCUGCAGGACCUACGGCGCCUUCCUUGCUCGUAGUCAUGCAUUUAUACUUCUACAUGCUGUUUGUGUUGUUCUGCAGUAACACUUCCAAAACGGUAGCUGGCAGUAGGUUUUUACGUUCCUCUGUGUCGACUAGGCAUGGGCCGGUGUAAGAUUCUGACGGUAUGAUAACCUUGAAUAAAAAUAUCAAGGUAUUGUGAUUACUGCUCUAAAAUAUAUUCUUUUUAAAUGUCUG